Molecule: messenger RNA, 1112 nt
Organism: Pyrus x bretschneideri (Chinese white pear)
Lineage: Eukaryota; Viridiplantae; Streptophyta; Magnoliopsida; Rosales; Rosaceae
Exons: 7
Coding region: 144-1043 (299 amino acids)
Source: RefSeq, a predicted model, not a curated record
AUCAUCAAAACGUUAUUUUUAGUUGCACUGAGUUAGGUCCCCUUUGCAUAAAGAUUGUCGUCGCACUUCUCGAUAGUCGGUCCGAAAUCUGAAUCGUCCUCCGCCUGGCGCCAUAGAGUUUCCUCAGUCCAACUCUCUAAUCCAUGUCGGUGACUCGCCCGACUCCGACUCAGAAGCAACCAGAAAAUCUUUUCGAAUUCCGUCCGGCAGUUAUUCAACAGCGCAGGAUUGUUGUAGAAAACAAGCAUGGGGAGAAGCUUGUUGGGAUAUUACAUGAGAGGGGUUCGAAGGAUCUCGUUGUGGUGUGCCAUGGCAUCCACUCAUCAAAGGAACGCAUUCCUAUGGUGAACAUUGCCGCUGUGUUAGAAAACGGUGGUAUAAGCGCUUUCCGCUUUGACUUCGCUGGAAACGGGGAAAGUGAAGGUUUGUUUCGAUAUGGUCACUAUCGAAGAGAAGCUGAUGAUAUACGCGCUGUAGUUCAAUACUUUCGUGGGAAGGAUUAUGUAGUAACUGCAGUUGUUGGUCACAGUAAAGGGGGGAAUGCAGUGAUCUUGUAUGCUGCAAAAUACAGUGAUGUUCGUGCGGUUGUAAAUAUUUCUGGCCGAUUUGAUCUGGAAAGAGGCAUGGAAGGUCGCUUAGGUAAAGAUUUUCGACAAAGAAUCAAGCGAGAUGGAUUUAUUGACGUUAAGUACAGAAGAGGUACAUUUCAGUAUCGUGUCACCGAAGAAAGUUUGAUAGAGCGUCUAACAACUGAUAUGCGUGCAGCCUGCCAAUCGAUUAAUCAAAAUUGCAGGGUUUUGACAGUUCAUGGAUCACAUGACAAAAUUGUUCCUUUUGAAGAUGCUUUUGAGUUUGAUAAGAUUAUACCUAAUCACAAAGUAUCGAUCGUGGAAGGAGCUGAUCACGAAUACACUUUACACCAAAACGAGCUGGUUUCGAUCGUGUUGGACUUCAUCAGGGAAGAUUUUCACCAGGACAUGGAUCUGUCUAAGCAGUCACCAUCUAGCACAAGAGCCGAUAAAUCUCUCGAUUCACGAUUGUGAUCUUAGCCUCAUUGUCGUAAGUUGUAAAUCUUUCUAAACAUCGAAAUUUUAAACAUCAAAAUUUUAUUA